AUGGCCACAGAGCGGUGGCAGCGCAGCUGGCGUCACACCUUCGGAGGGCGGGCCUUUGGACACCUGUCAGUGGCGCACUUCAAGGCCCACGUGGCAGAUCCGCGGCUGCCGCCGCAGCGCCCGAUUCCGCCAGCGGCAGUGGUGGGCCUCGCCCUCCUAGGCGAGAGCUGCGCUCGGCACUGUGAAUUUCAAGGCCAGACCUGCGUCGAUGCAGAUUUGGCUGCUGUUGCUGCCUGCGCGCCUCCGCUGACGCUUGCCUUUGGCUGCCGCGUGUGCGAGGAAGAGGCGGAUACGGCAGCCUUUCCAGGGCAGCACCGCGACACAGGCCGCUGUUCAGCGGGCCAGAGGGCACAAGGCUCUGGGCUGAUGGCCGGGGAUUGUGCUGCCCACGCCCCGCGGGUGCGGCGGCUCUGUGUGUGUCGUCUCCCGCUGGCGUCAAAGGCACACCUGCGACUGCUGAGUCCUGGUCUCCACUUUGCGCAUGAGAGCAAGAAGUCCAGCCAGGAUGUGGCGUCAGUUGAGCGCAUGGAGGCGUUCAAGUCAGCCGCGAUCAAAGCCAGGCCUGGGCCUGCCCCAAUGGGCGUCUUCGCUUCGGGGCGAAGCCUCUCAGAUUUGCUGCCCGUGCGCAUAUUCGUGCUCCUUUUUGUGGAGAAUGCCACGUCGCAGUCCUUGCUCGCCCUGAAGAAUGUGACUGGAAUUCAGCCGAGCAAUGUGCUUGUUGCUGGCAACUUGCCAGAAGGGUGGGAGGCCUUCGGCUUCCACGGUCUGGCGCUAGGCAAGAGCCCAAAGCGUUCAGAGGCCUUGCGCAAGGCAGUAUCCAUGGCGAGCCAGGCUGCGUCGCUGCUGAUCUUGGAGGAAGGCCAGCGCCUCUCACGGGACCUGCUGAUCUUCCACGGUCAGCUGGCGCCGCUGCUUCAACGUGAUCCGAGCUUGUGGUGCGUCAGUGCCUGGAACGACUAUGGGCUGGCGCCAUAUGCCGCUGAUGCCACGGUGGUGUUGCGUUCGGACUGGUUCUCCGGGGUGGCAUGGAUGGCAACCAUUGAUACGCUGACCCAAGAGAUAUUGCCCAAGUGGCUGGAGGCGCGGUGGAAGGAGCACCUGCGGAAGCUGUUCAAUGGCAGGCAGUGCCUGCUGCCGGAGGUGUCACGGGCGGUGCCAGCGGCCGAAGGAGACGACGCCGUGGGCGUGUCGAUACUUGCCAGCACUCCCGUUGUGAGCAGCGGCUGGGUAGACUUGGGUGAUGUUUCUAGGCUCGAAGAGAAGAAGUACCUCAAGCUCUUCCUCUUUGACUGGCCUGGAGAGGGUUUGAGCCGUGCUCGGCCCAUGGCCUCCGUGCGACCGCUGGCAGAUGGCCGGGCCAACACGGCUGGACCCCACAGCCUGGUCGUCCGGUGCCGCGAUGAGAAGGAUCCUACUUGGAAGGCGGUGGCCAAUUUCUUCGGCCUUUGGCCGCAGGUCUUGCGGGGCUUUUGGGGAGUGCUGCGCCUGCGGUGGCGGGACAGCGUCGUCUUCCUGGUGGCCUCCUACUCCUCGUUGCUAGAGCAGGCAGUGGACUCAUCGGUCAGCGCUGCGAAUCUUUCCAUGAUUGCAGCUAGGCUGAAGACCAAGCUGCCCGUGGAUCCCAUGCUCCUCUACGGGUUGACUCCGCCCUUCCUUCGACCCCCUGGCGGAGAGGUCCAUGCGGCACUGUGGUCUGGAGCUGACUGCCAACAGACUUGCUCAUCGUUUGGCCUCACCUGCUUGGAUGAGGACCUGCUCUUCAUCAACCACUGCGCUGCGUUGGGCAGCAUCUUCAGCUGCCGGGCGUGCGAGCCAGGUACGGGCGCUGUGCUGCCUGCACAGGUGGAUGGGGGUGACGAUGCCUUUGGGCUCUGCUUCUUCGGCGUUUCAAUUUCGCAGACAGCGCCCCGCUGUGCAGCUCAGCGGCCAGAGACGCGCCGGCUGUGCGCUUGUCGGCCGGUGGUCCAGUGGCAAGCCUCCGUCUCCGAGGUGGCAAAUGCCUCCGAGACUGCCCCAGGAGUGCUGAUCCCGCAGAGUCUUCGCAUGGAUGGCCUGGAGGCCGCGCAGGCCCUGCAAGAGCAGCUCUCGCAGCUCUCUGAGCAGCCAGCCUUCGUGGAGCGUUUGGAGACGAAGCCGCAGGACCUCCCCGUCUUAGUGGUGGCCAGCGGAGGCCGCAACGAGCUUCUGGAGCGGUGCCUUCGGUCCCUGGCGGCGCUGCCGGGCUACCGCAGGGAGAGGGUCCUGGUCUCGCAGGAUGGUCCAGAUUCACGGGCUCAGUGGGUGGCCCAAGAUUUGUUCAAGGUGUCCUGGGUUCUGCACGACCAAGAAAGCGUGGCGGGCUUCGAUGCAAGGGUCUCUGAGCACCACAGGGAAGCAAUCACCUAUGCGCUGCACAAGCAAUUUCCAGAAGCUCGCUCCUUGGUGGUGGUGGAGGAGGACAUGGAAGCGUCCAACGACAUGCUCUGGUACUUUGCACAGCUCGAGCCCCUCCUCCACAAGGAUGCCACUCUCUGGUGCGUGGGUGCCUGGAAUGAGAAUGGGGUUGCGCCCUAUGCUGCAGACCUUUCCGGACUUCUGCGCAGCGAUGUCUUCGCAGGAAGCCUCGCCUGGAUGCUGCCCGCGGAGCUCUUCCGCCGGGAGCUGCUUCCGCGAUGGCCCUCCACCGACUGGGCCCAGCACUUGCGCAGCCGCGUCAUGGCUGCCGGUCGCCAAUGUAUCGUUCCGGAGGUGAGCCGUGUCCGCCACCUGGGCCGCGACACCCGCAAGGAUUCCGCAGGAGCGCCGGAGGCAGCCGCCGUGCAGGAUGCUCGGUUGCUCUUUGCCACGGGGUCUGCAGAUUUCAGCGCUGCGGUGGCUGGCGCAGGGUUAGAGGAGUACCGCGCUGCAAUGCGCGCAGCGGUUCUUUCGGCAACCGUCCUGCAGGACCUGGCACACCUCCCAACCAUGGUGGUAGGUGCGCGCACGGAGCCCUGGCAGUUGUUGCGAGGUUUUCGUCUCAACCUGGAGAGCUCUCUGAAUUCUCGAGAGGGCUGGGCGUCGGUUGCGGACUUCUUCAAGCUCUCCAAGGCCACUCCACCUGCUGGGCUUUUCGAAGGUGUCUUGCGCUUGCGCUGGGGCGCUGCAGUCAUCUUCCUGGUUGUGGAGGGAGCCUCUUUGCUUGGACAGGAGGCGAAGCUCGACAUUCCGCCAGUGUCCGCGAAGGCGCUUCAAUCCGCAGUGCAGCCCAUGCUAGUGCCGGCUGAGAAUGUGAUACCAGGCAGGAAGGAGGACGCGGGCAGGUCUUGCAGUUCGCUGUGCGAGUCGGUGGGCAAGACCUGCAUCGCAGCAGAUUUGCUUUUCCUGAACGACUGCCGGGCCUUGCGCCAGUUCUUCAGCUGCAGCCGUUGCGAGGCCAGCGCUGGAGUGGAACAACCAGCACUCGUGACGCCCAAGAGGGGCAGCAAGAACUCCGGCGCUUGUCUCUUCAACUCAGACGUACUGCGACAUCCUCCUUCUUGUGAGGUAGCCCAUGCAGAUACUCAACGCCUGUGUGCUUGCCGGCUGCCACUGACGGCCGCAGCAGCUGUGCUCAGGGCUUCCACUGAGUCGCCUCGCCGAUCACAGGCGCCGCCUCGCUUGGCAGCGACUGCCGAGGCGGCUGGCUGGAAGCCCGGGCUGCGGGCGGAGGCUUACCAGGGCAUGCAAGCAGCUUUUACGAAGGUGCCGCAGGCGGCUGAGGCCGUUGACCUGUCGUUCACCCUACUGCUGGUUGCUACUGGUGACAGCGCCUCUACCCUCAAGCAGACGCUGCAGUCUGUACAGGCAGCCAGGGGCUUCUCCUCGAGCAGCUUGCUGGUUUCCCUUGGGUGCUGUGGGUUGGAGGUGGAGGCGUCCCGCCGCAUGCUGGAGGUGGAGUUUCAAGAUGUGCCGCUUGCCGUUGAGGACGCACCGCCUGGCGGAUUGCGAGGCCGCACGCGCUUCCUUGCCCAGUCCGAGCGAGACACUGGGCACCUGCGAGCUGCUUUGCAGCGUGCCUUGCGUGCGCCCAAGAACCGCAGCUUGCUGGUGGUGCACGAGGGGGCAUUGCUGUCUCCAGACGCUUUGGGAUUCUUCGGCCAGCUGGAGCCCUUGCUCGAAGAGGAUCCCACCAUUUGGUGCAUCGGCGCUCGAAACGACGCGGGCCUGGCGCCCUACGUGGCUGAUGUCACCGCGCUGCUCCGCACCGACUGGCAUCCCGCGCGCCUGGCCUGGCUGAUGCGCGGUGAGCUGCUGCAGGACCUUCUGACACGCUGGCCGGAGCGGGAGUGGGAGAGUUUCCUUCGUCUGGACGAGGAGCGAUUGGGUCGGCAAUGUGUGAUCCCGGAGGUGUCUCGCUGCCACUCUGUUGGACCACCUCCCUCCAUCGAUGAUCCCGCUCUGCGCCGGACUGAGCGUGCCGCCUUUGAUGACUUCCAGCGGACGAUCUUCUGGAACCAGGACCUGCCGUUUGUCCACCUCGGCGAUCUGAAUCGCAUGAAGGAGGCGUCUUAUGACCAGCUCUUGCUGUUCGACUGGCCCGGAGAGGAAGGUCUUGCGAAGAGCACCCGUGUGCUGCCACGAGAACUUCCGGAGAUCUCCACGGGCAACUACCACCUGGUGCUGGAGGACCGCCAUGGGAGCUGGUCGCGAGUGGCUGCCUUCUUCCGGCUUCCUUCAAGCAAGGAGAUGCGAAUUCCCACAUCCUACCAAGGCACCCUCAGGCUGCGCUGGCGUGGGGCUGUGCUGCACCUGCUGCUAUGGAGCUCGCCCUUGUUGGCGGCAGCAGGAAUUGCUCCACAGGAGGCCCGUCGCGGGCAGGACUUCCCCCUGCAGCCAGCAAUCCUGCGAGCCCCAGUUGUAUCUGUUCUCGUCGGCUCUGCUGGCUCGAGCUGUGAUGCCACGUGUGAGGCCUCUGCCUCCAGGUGUCACGACUCGGAUCUGCUCUUCCUCAACGGAUGCGGCGCGAUCCGGCAGAUCCUGGGGCGGGAGUCCUGCGGGGAGUGCCUGGCUGCAGAGGGCCAGGAGCAUCCCUCGGCCGUGCUGUUGGACUCCCGCAUGUCAGCCGAAGCGCCUCACUUCCGGCCAGACUUCAAGGGCAAGUCCCUCUUGGAGCAGGGCCCAGCCCCUGGCAGCUGCCUUUGGAGUGCAAACCUGGCGGAGCCGCCCGCCUGCAGCGCCUCUCAUCAACAGCUGGCCAGAUUGUGUCCCUGUCGGCCAAGCCCAGAAGUGACGCCAAGUCCGGUGACAAGCCCAAGCACGAGGGUCAUUUUCAGGGACCUGGCGCCCAUCAGCCUCGUCGCGGAGAAGCUGCCGCCGCAGCGCUGCGGCGCCGCGUUUGGCAACCGCCUGGGGGCAGACUGCGCGGCUGCGAACAUGUGGUGCUGCUCCGCAGGGAUGUGGUGUGGGAACAGCAACGAGCACUGCAGGAGCCCUGACCACGAGUGCCGGGGUGGUGCGUCUCCCCACGUCUUCUGUGGAGCAGGGUGGACCUUGCGUCUGCCAGCGUUCAACCUGGCGCCCCUGGCGGAGCGCUGA
Molecule: messenger RNA, 5532 nt
Organism: Effrenium voratum
Lineage: Eukaryota; Dinophyceae; Suessiales; Symbiodiniaceae
Source: the annotation of a GenBank genome assembly